This is a messenger RNA of Drosophila kikkawai, 736 nucleotides long. It is a transcript of the gene mRpS11, whose product is annotated as mitochondrial ribosomal protein S11. Lineage: Eukaryota; Metazoa; Arthropoda; Insecta; Diptera; Drosophilidae. Gene Ontology annotation, molecular function: structural constituent of ribosome. Gene Ontology annotation, biological process: mitochondrial translation. The record is from RefSeq and is a predicted model, not a curated record. Gene Ontology annotation, cellular component: mitochondrial small ribosomal subunit; ribosome.
ACACUGCCAGAGUUGCCAGACUGGCGGUGUGAUGUAAUUUGGUUUUGUACACGGACUCGGCGAAUAAACAUUAAAAUGUCACUUAAAAGCGUAUUUUUAAGUGCUUUACGGCAUGCCCAAAGGCUUAACCCCCUGCAAGUAUCGAGUAUCCACACGGGAGCGUGCUGGCGGAAGGCGGAGGACCGCAAGGAGAUGCUGGCUUCGAUGCCGGCCAAAGACGAAGGAACCGUGGGCGAGAAGUCCGUGGACAUAGACAACCUUAUCAACCGCAAGGCCAAGUUCUUUCCGGAUGCGAGCACCUCCAGUCAGCUGUUCAACGGCAUUCCCUUCAACGAGCUGCCCAUCUGCAACAUUCGCGUGUCGCCCAACAACACAAUCAUUUCCGUGACGGACUACAAAGGUGUCCUGCGACUGAUACGCUCUUGUGGCAUUGAAGGAUUCAAAAACACCCGCAAGGGCACCAACAUUGCCGCUCAAGCCACCGCUGUGACCAUCAGUGGAAAAGCCGUUGAAUUGGGUUGGAAAACAGUGCGCGUGAAGGUUCGUGGUCUUGGCCCUGGCAGAAUGUCGGCAAUCAAGGGACUGCAAAUGGGUGGCUUAAAUAUUGUGUCCAUUACCGACAACACGCCUGUUUCAUUCAAUCCUCCGCGACCACGAAAACAGAGGAGUCUUUAAUCCAAAACUUGUUGAGCCAAUACAAAUAGCAAAUAAAAUUGAUGUUAAUUUGGAAUGAAAA